Messenger RNA from Rana temporaria (common frog), 11335 nucleotides. RefSeq names its product chromodomain Y like 2 (gene CDYL2). The record is from RefSeq and is a predicted model, not a curated record. Gene Ontology annotation, molecular function: transcription corepressor activity. The transcript is spliced from 7 exons. NCBI's taxonomy places the organism in Eukaryota, Metazoa, Chordata, Amphibia, Anura, Ranidae. The coding region runs from base 183 to 1679 and encodes 498 amino acids. Gene Ontology annotation, cellular component: nucleus.
CGCCCUCUAGUGGCCGUCCCCCGCACAGUGAAGCAGGGCAGGAGCUGGUCCUUCCUGUGGCUGCUCCGCUCCGCUCUGCUCCAGAGCCGGUUCUGCCCGCCGCCCCCCUCCGCCGCCGCCGCCGUGUGAUUCUGCGCAGCAGCCCUGUGCACACGGAGAGCACGGCUCAGCCCGGACCCGGCAUGGCUUCUGGGGACCUGUACGAGGUUGAAAGGAUUGUUGACAAAAGAAAGAGCAAAAAAGGGAAGUGGGAAUACCUAAUACGAUGGAAAGGUUACGGGAGCAGUGAAGACACUUGGGAACCCGACCACCACCUACUACACUGUGAGGAGUUUAUCGAUGAAUUUAAUGGACUGAACUUGGGCAGAGACAGGCGAGCUAAAACCGGAAAGCAGGCAGUGGCCUCAAAGCUCUUAAGGGGGUCUUCGGUUGACAAAGUAGCUCACAGGUCUCCUUUCUCUGGCAAAGGACGGGGGGCCGCACAGAAAAGGAGGAGAAUGCACGCACUCCAAAAGCAGAAGAAGGUAUGCACAGCCAAAUAUAACCCCGGGGACAGAUCGACAAAGACUUUAACCUACAGAACUACUCCUAGUGGACUGCAAAUAAUGCCACUGAUCAAACCCCUGGAAAAUGGGGACCCUAAUACUCACAAAGAGGACAAGCACUUUGAAAACGGAUCAGAGCAGGGCAAAAACGACCUUGAGGAUGACAAAGGCACACAAGGUCUACAAAGUGGACUGGAGGACUGCGAUUCACCCAUAGUCAAUGGAUUAGGAGAGUCAUUAACAAAUGGAGGAUUGACUCCACCCAGCCCGGUCAAACGGAAACUAGACAUGGACAAAGAUUAUGUGUUCGAUAAGAGAUUGAGGUACAGCAUCCGGCAGAACGAAAGCAAUUGCAGAUUCCGAGACAUUGUUGUAAGGAAAGAAGAUGGCUUCACUCACAUACUGCUCUCAAGUCAGACAUCUGACAACAACGCCUUGACGCCUGAUAUUAUGAAAGAGGUGCGAAGGGCUCUGUGCAAUGCGUCCUCUGAUGAUAGCAAACUCCUGCUUCUCAGUGCCGUUGGCAGUGUAUUUUGUAGCGGUCUUGAUUACUCAUAUCUCAUCGGGAAAUUGUCUACAGACAGAAGGAAGGAGAGCACGAGGAUAGCAGAAUCUAUAAGAGACUUUGUUAAAGCUUUUAUUCAAUUCAAGAAACCCAUAGUGGUUGCCAUCAAUGGUCCGGCCCUUGGCCUGGGAGCGUCCAUCUUACCUCUGUGUGAUAUAGUAUGGGCCAGUGAAAAGGCUUGGUUCCAGACUCCAUAUGCCACUAUCCGUAUGACUCCAGCUGGGUGCUCAUCAUACACCUUCCCUCAGAUACUCGGCAUUGCGUUGGCCAAUGAGAUGCUGUUUUGUGGGAGAAAGCUGACGGCACAAGAGGCGUGUAGCAGGGGGCUUGUAUCGCAGGUAUUUUGGCCCACUACGUUCAGUCAGGAAGUGAUGCUGCGAGUGAAGGAAAUGGCGGCGUGCAGUGCUGUGGUUUUAGAGGAAUCCAAAUGUCUUGUGAGAAGCUUUCUGAAAUCAGUGCUGGAGGACGUGAACGAAAGGGAAUGUCAGAUGCUGAAACAGCUGUGGAGCUCUCCCAAAGGCCUGGACUCCUUAUUCAGCUACUUACAGGACAAAAUCUAUGAAGUCUGAUUACUUCUCAUCAGACCAUUACGAAGUCUUUUCUCUCCACUACUUCCGUCUUCACAUCUGCGGUAACCUUGAAAGACGUCUGGGACAUGCUAGCCGUGCCCAGAAUUAUGCAAUGAGGUAUUCCAAGGAGUCUGUCCCACUGCUUCCAGCCUAAUUUUGUUCUUUAAUUAUUAUUUUUUGAUAUUUAACAUAAAUUGGUAUAUAGACUUUAUAUACCGAAUACCGAGACUUCCACCUCUCUAUGCACAGGGAGUAACAUUCCAUAAGCCACAGAACACAUUUCACCCAGAAUAUUAUCAUGUGACCUGUAUUCUGCCAUUUCACUUAACUAUGUGAUCGUCGUGAUCAUGACGAAGUCUGCAAAUUUUUAGUUGUAUAAUGUGACAAUUGCACUUUGUAUGUAUUUUGUAUUUUAUUUAAACUUAAGUAUUGAUAAUUUAUGUAUAUAAUUGGGUUUUGAUGUUUUUAUGUUUUUUUUUUUUUUCCUUUACUUUCCUUUCCUUUUCUAUGUUGUGCAACCAAAAAAUUGUGACUUUAAAGUAACCUUUACACAGACUAUUCAAUGGGUUGAGGUUGAUGGGGGUCAGCCUUUUCGCAAUAUUACAAUUUUAGCCCCAGAUGACAAUGAAUAGCUGUAAAUGUUGUUGUUUUUUUUGUUUGUUUUUUAACCUCAUCUUUUUUGCAUGCUUAUUGCUGCCUGCAAAAAAUGCAAUGCCAUUUUGAAUCUGCUGACAUAAGACAGAUGUGAGAAGCACGGCAAUCACCAGAAGAACAUGAGAAUAUCACUGGACCUUUACACAAAGAAUGUGGCUAUGUAAUUAUGCACAUAGGUUACCCCACCACCUUCCAUUCAGAGCAAAAUUAAAUGAUGUGGUGGUGUUUUUUUGUUAAUGCCUUGUUACAUAUACUUAAAGUGAACCUAUGACCAGGUAUGGGCAUUCAAGUAUUUUUGCAAUUUUAACACAAAGUAUUGCCACUUUAAAACAAGCCCUUUACUGACCUCCUUUAUUUGAAGGGACAUUAGAGCUAUUUAUCCUCCAAUAUUACAACAGAAACAUGAACAUUUUCCAUGCUCCUUAAAUUGCAUCUAAAAGCUCCUUAUGAGAGUCUAAACAAAUCCCAAAUGUAGUUCAUAUGUAAUGCGCUCGCCUCAGUAGUAAACAAAAACUUUGCAUUUCCUGGUUGAUUCAAGUCUUCUGUAAUUUUUGUCUCGCACACACUACUUCACAAGCACUGCAGCUUAUAUUUGGAGGGUUAAGUAACAGAGGCAGUGCCACUAAUCUGGAAAGCAGUAGGCAGGACUAGGUGUCGCCUAGUACUGAUUAACAAGCUACAGGUUUGUAAAUCAGCAAUGACAAUGCUGAGUGCUCUGCAGCAUUUUUUCUGUCCAUGGUAGUGCAGGCAGGCACAUCCUACAUGAAAGUGGCAACUUUGCUCUGAUCUCUGGAGCACAGCAGCAUUGUUGUUACACCAUCCUACGAAGCUGCAUUGAGUGGCAUUCUCUGAAAGGCCCAACAUGUCUUUGUGAUACUUUGCAGGGGCCAAGUAUGCUGCCGAUAUCUGCAGUCGGGAGUCCCUGCAAUUGUGUACAUUUACUGACUGAAAGCCUGUACAAAUCAACGACGGGCAGACUGGAGUCACAGCUGUCUGCCGCUGUAAGCAUGUAUCAAAAUAUCAAGCAAUUACUAGCACUUGGGGACAGAUUAUAGUCCCUGUACGCAGAUAGAUUGCAUUGCAGGAUGAUCAUCUUCCCCCUAACCACAUGUAACUGCUUGAUGUGUGGUUACAUGAUUACAGUGGUGGGCAGCCAUGGCUCCUUUUUGUAAAUGCCUGUAAUUGCCUAGUACAGUUUUUACUGGUUUUGGCUGUCCACAAACACUCCCGGCAGCAGAUAUCUACAGUAUACUUGCUGUACCAUGGCAAAUUUGGCCAUGUGAAUGAGGUCAGUCAGUCCAUAUUUUUUCUUGGUAAGCCAUAGGUUUAUGUUAAGCCAUCAAAAACAGCUUACUGUACUCCUUCCAACAGUGACUCUGCAGUUCAGCUCACUCUGCUUCCCCUUGCCGGCACCCACUCCAAAUUUAUGGUACAAAUUGUAAGGCUUCUGAGUUCCCUGCUGGGAGAGGGGGCUGGGUGAGCUAAGCUGCUUAGAAAAAGAGCGGAACGACUUCACUACUUUUGUUAUGAUUUUUGAGAAUUAAUUCCUCCACAGUGCAUUCAACUACUAGAGGUUAUUGGCACCUUGCUGUAAAGCAAAUGUAUUUAUUGUUAAUUAUAUGAAAAUAUUUGAAUGUCCAUAGCCUGUGAAUGUCCAAAGCUGCUGAAAUUAAGUUUCUCUGAUUAUUUUUUCUAAAAUUCACAUUCAUAUUGUUACAGAUUCAUUAAAUGAAGUUCAGGGCUUGACCAUCUCAUCACAGUCAUGAUAUUGUUUUAUAUAUAUAUUCUUUGCUGUACUUUGGAGAGCUCCGACCAUGUUCUUUAUGUUUGUCUUUUAAGUGUAUCUCUUAUUCUGUGUGGGAUUUUCACAUACAAAGUUGACCUAGAUUUUCUAUAACUGAAGAUAAUGUGUAAUUUAAAAACCAAGAAGCAUCUUUUAGACUUCCAGAAUAAGUGUUCUAGAUCUAUGACCACCAUAUGACUGCUUUUUUAGUAGAUUAAAUACAUUAUCGUUUUUCUCAUUUACCAUAUAGAUUAUGCUUAUGCUAAGUGAAAUAUGUAGACUGACUCCUCCUUCAGAAAAGUAUAGUUGCCUGGUGGUCAUGUUGAUUCAAGCUUUUCUAUAAUGUUAAUGUCUUUGAGAUAAAAACCUAUCUGAGGGUCAGAAGUUCCAACCCCAUGCUGACUUCAAGGAAACCUGUGCUGAGAAAAAUAUGGAGGCUGGCUUUGCAGACUUCUGCUGAAUAUGCUUGUUGCCUAGCUGUCAUGUUGAUCUAAUGGCUUUAGUACUUCCUGUGUCACUCUCCCAGAACAAGUACGUAGAUCAAGAGUUUCAAGUCAGUGAGAAAGUACCUAAGUGAGAGGAAUGGGCUUAGUCUUGCCAGGCAAUAACUAUUUUCAGGAGAAGGUUGGUAAUCAGGAGGAGGUUGGUAAUAUCUAUAUUUCUUUUGGCACUGGCUGCAUGCUUUUGAGGAUUAAUGGUUCAGAAAGUAUUGAAUGCACGUGUGGCUAGACAGAUGUUUUUUUCAGGAGAAGGUCAGGACUGGGAAUCUGCAUGUUGUCACUUAGCACAGAUUUCCUUUAAUCUUUAGGCCCCAAUGUAAUUGAUGGCUUGUUUUGCCUUUGCUGUUUCCAGCAGUACUGUAUGUCUUUUCUGCUACAUUAUUAAUCUAAAGCUGGGCUAGAAGGAGAAACAAUACCUAUUUGGGUGAAAUGUUUGCACCAUGUCACUGGUUCAAGGUGUGUCAAGUACUCCACUGAGUAUCUGUGAUCAUGGAUAGCCAUGUCCAAAAAGGCUACUUUCCAACUGUAAGACAGUAAGAAUCAUGCACUACAUAAGGAAAACUAGAACACAUUUCACCGGCUCUCUUAGCUGCAUCAUUCCACCGCAAGUACCUGGAUUAGGACACAUCUAGCCAUUGUUUAUCCCAAAGUACGUUGUAGCGGGGUUCCAAGGCGAUGCUUAGCGCUUAUGACUUUUUGGGUGAUACAAAAAGGAAGAAGCAUUACACCACAACUGUCUCAAAGUUUCACGAUAACAAACACGUGACCUAAUUUAUCCAAUUAAAAAAUUGGUAGGAGUAAUUGUUUAAAUCUGUUGCCCCUGAGGCAAUACAGACUAUUCUUUCAGUUUGAAAAAAAAGAGUGAUUGGUGUGCCUUUGCUAGUUGGGUGACUCAUGUGGCUUUUUCUAGCAGGGAGGAGAAGGUUGCAGGUUAUAAACUCUCACAAAGUCCAGAUAGCACAGGAUAAUGUCACUGCAGUAUGGAAAACUUGAAUGAAAAAAAAAAUUGUUGUUACAAGCAAUCAAAGUUUAAAAAUUGUUCUGGUGAUAUAAUUUCGUAGUACUGUAUUUUUAUAGUGUGUUGCUUAAGAAAAUAUGCAUAUGCUAUGUACAGAACUGUAUAUCUGCCUUUAAUAUCCAGCUCAAUCAAAACAAGCCAACUCCUGGUGAUUUUUCAUGGAUUCUACUCAACAAAAUGGCAUGAAUUUGGUUGCUAUCAAUUACUGCAAUUUGGAUAUUGCCAUUGAUUAUUGUUCCUAUUGAAUUACUUUAUUAUGCUUCUGCACCUAGCAUAUAUGUUUUAUACGCUUUGAUAUUAAUUACAAUCUGUUGUUUAAGAAUUUCAUUUCACAAAUGUAAAGGCUUAUAAAAUAAGUAAAAAGGCAACAUAAAGUUUGCAAUAAAUCAUAACCACCCAUCAUAUUUCAGUAAGCUGACUUUAGGAAACAGAAAUGAAUACAUGUGGUUUUAGUAGGGUGGGGAGGAGACAAAACUUCUGACUGCGUUUUUAUAGCUGAACAUUCACUCCUGUUCUGGUGAAAGCCAAUCUCUUUAUUUCCUGUAUAGGUAUCAUAGUAACAGGAAGUUGAGGAAAUCUCCCACCCAAAACUAAAAACAGAAAAAUGGGACAUUGGCUAGAGUUAAGCCCGGUACACGUCCCGAAAGUGGGCCUGUUCCACCACCAUCUGUUCAACUGAAGUCGGUCUAAUGAUCGAGUUUAAUUAAAUUUUUACUAUUUUUAGGGUAUAGUCAAAGACUUCAGAACACCAGUAUGUCAAUGAAUUUCAUUGUACAUUCGGUGGAACAAUAAAAAAAACACUCAAAUGAGGUUAACCUAUGAAGAGUUCAAGAAGAUUUUCUUAUGUUUUUCUUUAGUUUAUAAUGUUUUUCUAUAGUUACUAUGAGAAGCUCUUCCAUGUCUGCAAAAUAUUCUCUUCAGUUAUUAUUUCAGCUCUUCGCAACCUUUUUUUUAACAUGGAGGAACCCUAAAAUAACUUCCAGGUCCACAGGAAACCCCUGUUUAGUAUAGCUAGUAUAAAUUUAAAGUGUGGAGGUGUAUUUGACACCCAGAGCUGUUCUAUGCAAGGAGAUUUUUUUUUUGUAAUAAUAAUGGAUGCAACUAAUAAUAAAUAAUUGCCAGAAUAUAAUUUCAGACAGUGAAAUAUGCAGUGUUGCCUCACUGUUUAGUUUAGUGGAGAAAUAUCCGCACACUAUGAUGGUCAAUGUAAAGUGCCUCUUUACAUUUGUGAUCAGUGGGAGACGGACCUCUUUACAUUGGUGGUCAUUUGGGAGUCGGUGAGAGAAGGGCCUCAUUACACUGGUGUUCAGCUGAAAGAAUGCAUCCCCCAUUAAAAGUUUGAAAGUUCAUUGAUGUACAUGCUUACUUAUCUGAGAGUCAAAAAUUGUUUAAAAAACACCUUUUAGAUCAGGUCCUUAGUUAAAAAAAAGGCUGCAUUAUUUAGUCCUUGGUCACUUUUGAACCUACAUUUUUUUGUUUUUGUUUUGUAAUUUUGACAUUGAUUAUUAACUGAGACGCAUUCAAUUACAGCCUCUCCCCUAUUAGAAAGAGUCUGAAAAGUUAGUGUCACUGAAAGCUUAUGUUGGCUGUAAUUUUUUAUUUUUUUUUAUAAAAGAUGGUAUAUAUUGUGUAAUACACACAUGUCUCUGAAACGACCAGUAUAUGGUAUGAUAAAAUUCUCUAACACAAUGUGAAAAACAUCCAGUUUACCUAAGAUAUUUGUAAUUAAUAAGUUAUUGUUAAGUUAUUUGUUAAAGCAAUGAUACUGAUGCCGCUUGUGUUUUGUGUGACUUCUAGUGUUUCUUUGCUCAAGUUAUAUUUAUUUAGGGUACAGUUUUCAGGGCAGAAAGUAUUUUUGUUACCAGACUUUUUAUGUGCAAUGUGGCACAGACCGAGAACAAGUAUUAUUUCUUGUAUUUGGAGAAUUAGUAUUUCAUCAUGUGUCACUAAUACCCAUCAGUUGAAGAGCUAUGUCACUGCCCAUCAUUGUUAGUUAGACACCUGCCUUCCAGGACCAAUUUUAAUCACAGAAGGCAGCUAAAUAAUUUGCAUUGUUAACCUCAUUCAUUUCUAGGGAUAAUUUUUUUGAAUUAUCUUCUUUGGCAGCACCUUUCCUAACAUCAAGGUUAGACAAGGGCUGAGAGUUCACAGCAGACCAUGUCUUUUCUAUGGAACUCAUGGAGCAGGUGGAACUGCAAACCACUGACUAGGCGAAUGCUGUGACUAAGAUUAUAUUUAUUUUCUGCAGAACAUCUUUAAGACCUGCUAAACGUUAAAGCUUUUGAAGUUUUGUUAACUAGCUGCAAAAACAAAGUGCUAUGGUUUGAUGGAGUGAUGGAUAACUGAAGCACAGCCUGGUGCAUGGUCAUUGGUUAGUAGUACAAUUUCCUAAGCACAUUUAAAAUAGAAUAAAACCGCCAUACUACAAUAAACUUUUGAGGCCCUCAGGAGCUUAUUUGCCAUAAUGUGCAAGCGUACACAAUAUAUUUAUACAUUAUGGCUCUCUUACGUUUUAUUGCAACACCUUUACAGACUGCAAUCUGAGCCCUGCACCAUCGUUCCUCAUAUCCGAGCCUUUAGCAAUGAGAACAGUGAACACAACAGUAGUGUUAUUAAAUCCCAUGAGACUAGCAGUCAGAGGCAGCAAACAAUAUAGAUUCACACAGUAUCAAAUCAUUUUCUAAAUGUUCACUAUAACAUACAAAAUAUUCACUUGCUGUGUUCCACUUUGUUAAUGAUACCAUGAGAUCUCUUGUUGCUAACCUCCUUUUGAGAAGUUGAGUGCUGAUCUGGAACAAGUGCAGAUUAGGCAAGUCAAAAGCCUUUGUCUACAUACUUUUUCUCAGUCAGUCACUGAAAGUAUUCAAACAAGAGGGGUGAGCAUGGCAGCAGGGCAACCAGCACUUGUAGGAAAGGUCGAAAAUUGUAGCCUCCAUAUUAUUUUCAGGAAACACAGCCCACCGUCCUGCCACUGUACGCAACAAAUAGACCCAUAUAAACACUAGAUAUUACCCAUUUUCUUGAGACAGAAAGAACUUUUUUGUUGAAUGUGUGUGUUUUUUUUUUAGGGAGGGGGGGGGGUUAUUUCAUUGUCAAAAACUGGCACGACCCUUUGCUUCAAAAGGGCCAGUGCCUGUGUCCAUGAAGUGGCUUUGAUAUGAUCUCCUUAGCAAUGAAUGUGUGUGUAAAUGUAGCUUGUACAAAGCAUUAUAACCUAUAGGAUGACAAGAUUCAGCUCCCCUGCUGCAUCUUUAGAUGCAAUAUGAAGAAACUAUGUUCGUAUAUAAAGAAGUUAUUGCUGUAGGAUGUGACUUAAAGCAUGCUGGACAGAUGUAUUGUUAUCACUGCUCUCCAACCUUUACUAGCUUUUGUAAUGGUAAUUUAACAUCCACUGACAUUGAAUAGGUUACUUAUGAACUUUAUUUAAGGAGUCAUAAUGUCUUCCAAAUUCAAAUUUCAAUGGGAAAAAUCUCAGCACGCAGUAACACAAAACUGCAGCAAAAUCACUCUGAUCAUUCAUAGGGAAUUUUCUGCAGAAUGGGGACCAAAUGUAUCUUUUUUGAUCAAACUACAUAUGCAGAAUUUGCAGAAGCCAUCCAUUAACCAUCACUGUGUCUUCCUGUUGGUCCUUUGUGUGGAUUAUUAUUGGUCUUUUUUCAUUUUAUAGCACCAACAUAUUCUGUAGCAGUUCACAAGUCGAGAAUGCAAUUUGUAGAGAAAAUUUCCAUAAUUUUGUGUGUAAACGCUCAUUAUUAUUAAAGGUGAUGUCCAGUCACAGUUUGGUUAUUGAACCUUUAACUUGUACUGGUUAGUUGUCCAAGAGUUAUACUGCAUAGAUGUAGUACAAAGAGGGAACAUUUUAAAUACCAGAAUAAUUGUGCUGUUUAUUUUGGAUGGAAGGUUACAGAGGUAGCUUUUCUGUAAAAUGUAUCUUCAAUUUGUCUACAUAAGAUCCAGCACUAUGACGUUUUUCAAAAUAAUUGGGUCUCUGCUCCUUAACUUAAAUUUAAAACUGUACCUUUAGUAGAAGUUGUCAUUUGAGACAUCCCUCUUCCACCCUGAGUGCAGCCCACAUGGCCCACCACUUACCUAUGUCCCCAUUCCACUGAUCCGCACUGUGCGUUCCUACUAAGAGCUGCACAGCCUUUUUUCUGAUCUUUUGUGUCCUCUUUUUUCCUGCGUGCGGCAGCCACAUUCUAAAGUUUUAGGGAUAGUUGCAGUUUUAAGAAUCACUCCCAUGAAUAUAGCGUCCCUUAGAAAGGAAUGGGGCAGAAUGAAAAGGCUACAAGUGGGGACACUUUCGGACGAAAGGCUGUGCAUCUCUUGGCAGAACCACAACGUUAAGAUUGAUGGAGCAAGGAGACAGAAGUGAGUAUUGAACCACAUGGGUUGCACUCCAGGGGGUUUGGCAUGUUUUUUAAGGACAACUUGUAGCAAUGGUUUUAAGAGACUGUCACUUAGGCCAUAGGGCCAGUCUCUUAUUAGCCUUCCCCCAACCCACUCACCUUCCCAGUGCUUUUUUGCUUCACAUGUUAUCACCUGUGUUGAAGCUUACAUAGGUUUGAUGAAGCCAAUGCCGCUCGUCAGAUGAUAAUGUUCAGGCCCUAAGACUAUCAACAUGGGUGCAAGCACUGCAUCCUGGAAGGAGGUCAUAUGCUCCCCUAUCACCAGAAACUUCAAUUAUUUGACAGAGCAAGUCAGCAGAGGAGCAGCACAGGGAAGCUGAAUAUAAAUUGGCUAUUUACUCACAGGCUUCCUCUAUUGGCAUCCACCCAAAUUAGUCAUUUUGAAAAGAGGUCUUUUUUAAAGGUCAGUCCACACACAACUUUUAGUUCAGUUAUUGAUAAAUACUGGAAAUUUAAACCACUUGACAACUUCCUAUAUUUCUCAGGGAUCUUGUUGGUGAGAUGUUUUGGCUUCAGUUCCUGGGUCUGUACACCUGCUGUGACUAUUAUUGGGGGGGGGGGGGGGUCCCACUGUUUUGUAAUGUUUUUUUUUUUUUUUUUAUGUUGGCAAAUGCAGGAGGGGCUGCUCAAGCAUGCAAACCCUCCCAGAAACAGAAUCAGGAACUACUGCAGGGAUAUCUCACUACUGGAGUAUCCAUGACCCUAUAGGAAAUCAAGGGAUUGGGUUUUUUUUUUUUUUUGCGGAAAACCCCUUUAAGAGUUAACUAAAAGUAAAAAAAUAUUUGACGUAAGCACAUUUAUUCCCACGAUAGGCUGUACAACUGAGCAGUUUUUCUGAAUGUCAUAAUUGUUAAACUUGCUCAUUCAAUUGGUAAUUGAAUUGCUGGUCAAGGACAUAAAGACAUUUGAGAAGUUUUAGUUUAAACAUAAAAGUCCAUGUUUAGGUUUCUGCAAUUAAAUAACUAGUUAUGUUUGUUUGCACUGUUGAAGAACUAUAGUUCCUUAUUUUUUGCUAGAUGGUAUAAGACAUGCAAAUGUGUGUAUAUAUAAUGUUUGUAUAUUAUAUAUUUAGUAUCACAUGGUACAUGUCCUCCUUUCUCUUCCUGUAAAUAGCUCUGAAUAGGUAUAUUGAUCGUGUUUAGAAAGAGAAAAAAAAAUAUUUGUUAAUGGUCCUGUAACUAGUAAAUGGACACAUUUCUGGGUGCCUUAGAAGUUGUAUUUUUCAUGUGCGUUUAAAAUACAGUAUUUAUACAUUGUGGGAAAAUGCUGCUUUCAAUUAAAAGUGAGACAAGUCA